Molecule: messenger RNA, 7633 nt
Organism: Haliotis rufescens (red abalone)
Lineage: Eukaryota; Metazoa; Mollusca; Gastropoda; Lepetellida; Haliotidae
Exons: 49
Coding region: 62-7006 (2314 amino acids)
Biological process (GO): cell-matrix adhesion
Cellular component (GO): membrane
Molecular function (GO): calcium ion binding
Source: RefSeq, a predicted model, not a curated record
CGACCAUUCACUUUUCUAGGUAUCUGGACUACUUCGUCGCAGUCGACAGCGUCGUACAAACAUGACAGGAACUUCCUGGUUACUGACCUAUGUUGUCGUCACUGCUGUCGCGGUGCUGGUAACUACAUCUCCUCCAGUGGUCAAGAUGGUCAGUGGCCUCGAAAAUGAAUCUAUUGACGAUUUACUGGAACAAGAACUUCUAUUGCGAGUGUCACCUCCGUUUAACACCACGCGACAUCGCCCAAAGUUGCAUACGACAAAUAACGCGCCGCCUACUGGUCGUAGUGUUCGUCCAAUGAAGAGAACGUUAAAAGAAUUCAACUUGGAGGAUGAUUUGCUAAUUCCUAUUGGCCGAGAGAGCCUCUCCAGAGAGAGACGACAAGUAGUUGUCGACCCCGACGAAGGAUCGGGGACGCCGGCAAAUAUAGUGACGGCGACUGUGACACUGGACCUGGCGUAUGACCCACUAGCCGACUACUCCGCCCUCAAGUCAGCUGCGGAGGUAGCGCUGUUGCAAAAGUACCUUCAAGCUGAUUUGGCAUUCCUUGGCGUAUCGGCAGCCAUAAUGGACAACGGAGGCAAGGUGCAGGUGACCCACACUGUCCAGUUCAUUGACCGAGAUGACCGGGUGCUGGUGGCCUAUGCGUUGAAGAAGUACGUUCUCCAGGAGGGGAUGUUGGCAGCUUUAGGACCGGCAUCUGCACCCAUCACCACAGACCCCACCGUCUUCAACGCUGCAGGAACGGAAAGGCCAGCCGUCUGUUUUGUGUGCCCAGCAACUAGGCCCUGUGCCCUAGGAGUGGACGGACUCUACAGCUGUGGAUCUUUUUCAACAGCUUCUAGCUCGGAGUUGUUCCCCUGGGGGUUCUCCGUGUGUGAUGACAAACUUCCUAAACUCCUCCCAAUCUCAUUCGAUGUCGUCUCCAGCCUCCUCCCGAUUGACACAGGAUUUCCUCUUGGUGCAACCACUCAGACAACCUUGGCUGUAGGUGACAACGGUGGCGUGAGUUUCGGCACACCCUACAACCCAAACACGUUAACGGACAUUGUGAAUGCCAUAUCACCCAUACUGUGUGCAUACUGCGCUGAUGGGGAUCUCCGGAACACAAGAAGUUCUGCCAAUGUGUUCUACCAGACUUACCCUCUUGGAAAAGCUGAGUCUAUACCCAUCUUGGAGAGGGCAACGACAGAGGUGCGGACACACACAGCCAACUCGGAUUACGUGGCAUCAUGGGCGGCAGUUGUCACCUGGGACGGCCUCCCAGACUUUGAUUCCACUGGCCAGACCAUGCCUAAUCCAGAGAGGAACACGUUCCAGGCAGUGCUGAGUACCGACGGUGUGGAGUCCUACUGGCAGAUCUUCUACGGUGACAUGCAGUGGGUAGCGAAUGAGAGACAGCUGUCGGUGCUGGGGUUUCAACCCACGACAGGAGUCAACCCCCUCAAUGCCUUCUCCCGGACUACAGGAUCACUUGCUUCACAGCCCACACAGAUGGACAUGGUUCUGGGAAACACAGGUCAGAAUGGUGUUUGGUUAUUCAAGACUGGUAUGGUUGCCGAGACAAACCCAUCAUCUCGACAGUGCCGGGAAUGGUACAUCAGAAACUACCCACUGAAGUCAACAUUUGUUCAGCGGGCUGCAGUGUUACCUCUUUGUCCCUGUACACUGGAUCACAUGUUGACAAUGGGGAUAUAUUUCCAAAUUACGAAAAGCCCUACUUUGUAUUGUGCCGAGCUUAUCAAAGAUGGUGUGAAUCAAGACAGCAAGUCAUGCUGCUACAACAUCGCAUCCAGAGGCCUGGGGUCAGAUCAGCCCUUCUCAGGCAACUACUACCGCUACGGUUCCUUCUCCAACUACCACGGCCACGUAAUGGAGGACCUUUUACCACUCCAGCAGUGCUGUAUAGACUCCCCCAGUCUGUGUCCCCUGUUCCAAGAGCUUCGGCCCACCAUCACCAGCUGUCUGCCACAGCCAGCCCAGAGGAGAAUUGGAUGUUUUGGUGACCCCCAUUUCACAACUUUCGAUGGACGGGAUUUCUCUUUUAAUGGUCUGGGAGAGUACACUCUGUUCACACUGGACUAUAAACCUCAGGGGUUUAAGUUUGUUCUCCAGUGCCGGACUGAGGUAGCUGUUCGAGCAGAUGCAUCAACAUCCAAGGCUACUGUUUUCACAGCCUUUGCAGGGAAACAGUUUGGAUUUGCUCCUACAGAUGGUGGGAGCUUCCACAUAGAGAUGAACGGUAACAAGACAAAAAUGGUAGUGUACAUCAAUGGUAUUGACAGAUCAACCCUGUUUUAUGGCGAAGCCCAUUAUGUGGAGUGGACUUCCACCCUUUAUGCAACCAGGAUCAGUACAUCAACCAUCAGAUUCACUUUUCCUGUGUCAGAGGUCAGCAUUGACAUAACACUCAGUGCCAAGUCCCUGUCUUUUUCUGUUGCGCUGGAAAAUAAAUUUCAGGGUUUGACGAGUGGCCUUCUUGGGAAUUUUGAUGGUGACAACACAAAUGAUUUUAACACAUCAUCGGGAGAUUCUCUCCCUGCAACAGCAACAGAGCGACAGCUGUUUGACAUGGGGAAGACAUGGGCUGUGGCAGACUCUGAUAGCAUCCUUCGCUACUCUCCUGGCAUGAUCAGUUCCAACUACUUCAACAACACGUUCAUCCCGCUGUUCAUGGAUGAAAUCGACCCUGUGGCACGUAUGGCAGCAGAGGGUGUCUGUGGGUCAGGGGCCAGUGACCAGUGUGUGUUUGACUAUGCCGUCACUGGAGACCAUGUGCUGGCCAUGUCAACAAAGACCAUUAAGAUGGAAUCUGAUGAAACCCAGGCAGUGAUGAGUAACAGUGCGCCAAUAGUGAACGGCACGGACACCAUCAGCGUGGAGGUGGGUCACUCAGUCAACCUGGAAUUUGAUGGGUCAGAUGCGGAAGGGGACAGCUUCAAGUAUGUUCUGCAGAACCAGCCAGUGUCGGGCUUCACCUUUGACCCCGACACUGGGCGAGGGUCAUGGACACCGACAGAUUCCACACCUGUCAAAAUCAGUUUAAAUGCGGAGGACAGUCGUGGCAUGAAGUCCCGCCUGAUCAAUGUGAAGGUCACUCUCUGUGAGGGAUGUGUACACGGCCGCUGUGACUACCUCAGCCCCCAUCCAGGAGCCCAGGGCAACACGCAACACUUCAAACUGGCCACAUGUGUGUGUGAGAUCGGCUGGACAGGAAGCACCUGUUCGGAAGACUAUGAUGGGUGUAUGAGUGGACCAUGUGGGGAGGGGCGGACCUGUACAGACGAGACUCCAAUGGUCCACGCUAACACUGGGCGGGGCUACACAUGCUCCUCUUGUCCCAUUGGCUACUACAGUGAACCAGGCGAUGUUAAAUGUCAAGAUGUGAACGAGUGCCUGGCUGGAGAUGGCUGCCCUGGCAACUCUGUCUGCUACAACACCAAGGGCUCCUUCACAUGCGCCUGUCUGAGUGGGUAUCGGAAAAACUCCCAGGGAAAGUGUGUUGACAUAGAUGAAUGUACCGAACAUCGAUACAACUGCAGCCAAACCUGUGUCAACACAGGCGGAGGGUACCGCUGUGACUGCCUCUCAGGGUUUGUGCUGAGCACUGAUGGUAAAACCUGCACACAGAUGCAAGUGCCGAGCUCUUGCUUUACAUUCGGCUGUGCCCAUCUAUGUGCUCUCAAUGAAGACAACAGCCCCCAGUGUUACUGCCAGGCUGGGUUCAAACUCGGACCUGAUGGAAAGACAUGCUCAGACAUGAACGAGUGUGGGAUGAGCCUGUGUUCCCAGACCUGUCUCAACACUGAUGGUGGCUACACCUGCUCCUGCUAUCAAGGGUUCUACCUGGAUGAUGACGGUUAUUCUUGUACAGAAUGCCCUUUCCCAUUUUGGGGUCCAUCUUGCAACAAUACGUGUGAAUGUAAAGGGCAUGCCACCAACUGCGAUCCUGUUCAUGGAUGUGUGUGUGUCGAGGGGUGGACUGGUGUCAACUGUGCAGUCAACAUCAACGAGUGUGGGCUCGACCCCAGCAUAUGCAGCAGUCAGCAGACAUGUGUUGACACCCCAGGGUCCUACCAGUGCAGGUGCCCCGCAGGAUUCAGGAAGCAGGGACUGGAGUGUAUUGAUAUCAAUGAAUGUGAAGCUAUGACCAGCCCCUGCCAGUCCAACUUCCUGUGCCUGAACACAGCAGGAUCCUUCAGCUGUCACUGUCAGGAGGGCUACACAGAGGUUGAGCAACAGUGUCUAGAUAUUGACGAGUGCACAAAUGGCCAAUCCAGCUGUGAGCAGUUGUGUGUCAACGUACCUGGGACCUACAACUGCAUGUGUCACUAUGGUUACGAACUGAGCGAUGACCGGAAAACAUGUGACAAGACUUUAGCAGCGUCAUGUGUGGUGGCAGUGGGUGUUAGCUGCAGCCAUUACUGUGUGACGGAGCAAAACCAGCCCUGGUGUGGAUGUAACCGAGGAUACAACCUGGCUGUGGACAGGAAGACAUGUCUAGACAUCAACGAGUGCACCUCCAACUCCAGUAACCAGUGCAGCCAUGAGUGUGAGAACAUCCCGGGCACCUACAGGUGUUCAUGUCCCCCAGGGAUGUUGCUGCAGAAUGAUGAGCGGAAAUGUGCAGCUUGUGACAGCCAGCACUGGGGCAGUGACUGCAGCAGCAUGUGCAACUGUCACCCCCAGGGCUCCCAGGGGUGUGACAAGAUGACGGGCUGCAUGUGUCACAGCGGCUGGACCGGGGACAAGUGUGACCUGGACAAGAAUGAGUGCUCCACCGUCACCUGCCAGGCCAACUCCGACUGCCAUAACCUUCCAGGAUCUUACCAAUGUCGGUGCCGAUCUGGCUACUCCCUCUCUGCUGACAACACCACUUGUGAUGAAAUAAAUGAGUGCUCAAGUUCAAAAGACAACAUGUGUGAUCAUACCUGCCAUGACACUGAAGGAAGCUACUACUGCAGCUGUAACCCUGGCUUUGUUCUUGAAGGGAAGGGCACCUGCAGAGAUAUUGAUGAGUGUCGCCUUGCUACAAGUGGGUGUUCACAGGACUGCUCCAACACCCUCGGGGGAUAUAUAUGUGAGUGCUUCGAGGGCUUCACUCUUGACGGAAGUGAUGGAAAAUCGUGUAUACAGACGACUGAGUGCUCCAACAGGACGAGCUGUUCACAAGGGUGUCAGGUCAGUGGUGCUGCAGAGAUUUGUUUCUGUCGUCCUGGCUAUCACCUCAACACAGAUGGCGUCACUUGUGAUGACAUCAAGGAGUGUGAGUUGUCUCCCCCUCGGUGCUCCCAAGGCUGUGUCGAGUCUGUGGGAUCCUACACAUGUACCUGUGAUGCAGGAUUUUCCCUGGCAGCUGACAAAACAACUUGUCGAGCAUGUUCAUAUGGCAAGUAUGGACCCAACUGUGCACAGACCUGCAGCUGUGAUGCCUCAAACACCAUCAGCUGUAAUGCAACUGAUGGCAGCUGUAGCUGUAGGACUGGGUGGAAAGGAACGACGUGCACGGAGGAUGUACCAGAAUGUACCGACACCCCAGCUAUUUGCGGCACCAACGGCGUUUGUAGCGAGAGGAACGGUUCCUAUUCCUGCACCUGUCUACCCGGUCAUGUCAGAACUAAUAAUUCUUGCAGUGUAUGUGAUGCCAAACACUAUGGAGAGAACUGUGCCCGCCAGUGCACCUGUGUCUUUGCCAAUACCCAGUCCUGUGACGCAGUGACCGGCAGUUGUACAUGUAGACCUCAGUGGACAGGAAGCUCUUGUGAUGAGGAUGUGGAUGAAUGUACAGACUCCGCCCCCGUGUGCACAGCAGCCAAUCAGAAGUGUCGCAACAAACUGGGAUCAUUUGAAUGUGACUGUGAUGCUGGAUAUGUCAAAGCUGCCAAUAAUGUGUGUGUUGACGAGAACGAGUGUUUGCAGCGCCACCUUCACAGCUGUGAGUAUGACUGUGUGAACCUGCCCGGGACUUACGCCUGUGUAUGCCCACGGGGGUACUCAGGGGCAGGUAACUACUGUCAAGCCGCAUUCAUCAGGUACAACACAACCAUCACCCUCAACUUGGAUCGGCGCAUCGUCAUCAACGGUAUUUCCUCAUCUCUCCUGUAUGUCAGUCUGCAAGACAGCAUCUCUACCGCUGUGGAUUCUGUUGUGGAGACUGUGGCACGAGAAGCCUUUGUGCCCAGCAAGACAGGCUCACUGAGGAGUGGGAGUGUGGUAGCUGAUGUGGAGCUGCGUGUCGAUACGAGGAACACAGACAUCCCCUGGUCCAUUCUGGCCGCCAUCUUGCAAAAGCUUGCUGCCACGCCAACUCUUCCUGUCAGUGGACAGACCGUUCCUCUGCAGGCUGUGGCUUAUAAUGGCACCAAGAUCCCUAACUCGGCUGACGCCUGUGAUGUUCUGAAGAUUGUACAGCGUCUGUCCGUGGAUGCUGAAUGUGUCAUUGGCCCUGGUGGAGUACCAGACACAAGGGAUCAGACUGAUGAAGCUGGUUCUGGUGUGAGGAUGCUUGUGGUGGUGGGUGUGACCGUCCCCACUGUUCUUGUACUGGUGGUCUGUCUCACUGUCCUCCUCUACUGCUGCUGCUGGAGACAGAGGAAGGAGACACCAGCUCCACCAGAUGACAACCAAGCCUUUAGAAGUGCCUUCACUGGUAAUCUACCAACCAAGGGAAACUUUGGUGCUUCUCGCUACAUGAUGUACUCUCCACACACACUCUCCGAGGCCGGGUCCCAGGACAGCGGGGAGAGUAGUAUCCGACACAAGUCAUGGCGUAAUGUUCCUCCAAGACAAGAUGUUCGAGAUUCAUGUUCCCGUGAGGGUAAUGCAUUCCCCUCCCACCCUCACACAGCAGGACAGGGAAAUGAGCGAUCCAACUAUUCUUGGGAGAAUAUGUUCAACACGCUGGACCCCUUCAGGAAAGGCCAGUUUGCAGUGCCAAGACCAUUAUACCAGAAACCACCGGAAAGAAGAUUGAAGCAUGGUCGCCGUCAAACCAAUUCUGCUGCCUAGACACAGCAACUGUGCCUUCUGAUGAAACUGUUUGGGUGAAUAUAUGCCCAGUGUCUGGUUCUGUUGGGAUAAAACAGUAGUAACAGCAUCGACGUGUACAUAAUCUACAUGCGCCAGAGGACUCAUUGGAUAUAUAUGAACACUUAUUCAUAUACUGCAGAUUAGCCAAAGCACAGCGUAUACAAUUCUUCAAUCUUAUACACCCCUACCAUGGAAACGGUCAUAAUCCCGUUUUCGAUUCUCUAGGAUAACAUGCACAAAGUUGUCACAGUGCAUCCCACAUUUGUCAGGCAACUAACGGGAUCGGGCCAUCAGGCUCACUGACAUGGUUGAUGCAUGUUAUCAAUCCCAAUUGCAUGGAUCGAUGCUUGUGAUGUCAAUCACUGGAUUGUCUGGUCAAGACUCAGUUAUUUACAGACCACUGUCAUACAGCUGGAGUGUGAUGUUAAACAACAAACAAAUACAAAGAGAGAAACUGUGAGCUUACAUGUACUACUGAUAUACCAUAUUCAACGUAAUAAGCGCCCUGCUCUAAUAAGCGCCAACGGCGAUAUUUGCUAAUAUAUUGGCUCGUGAACAAUCCCAAUUAGCACCCUUUCCAUUUGAUCAAUGUACACAAUACUUAUU